Molecule: messenger RNA, 8518 nt
Organism: Cephus cinctus (wheat stem sawfly)
Lineage: Eukaryota; Metazoa; Arthropoda; Insecta; Hymenoptera; Cephidae
Gene: Glut1
Product: glucose transporter type 1
Exons: 15
Coding region: 733-3213 (826 amino acids)
Biological process (GO): monosaccharide transmembrane transport
Cellular component (GO): membrane
Molecular function (GO): hexose transmembrane transporter activity
Source: RefSeq, a predicted model, not a curated record
GAACGAGGGAGCGACCACCGCCUUGAGCCGCCUCGACCAUCCAUCCGACCGGCCGCGUUCCUUUUCACCGCCAAAGACGAUGUUACAAUGUUAGUCGUGACGAGCCAGUGCGAGUUCAGUGAUAACGAGCAGAUCGGUAGGUGUGCGCGCGAGAAAACGAAAACGGAGAUGGUGUCCCCGGAUGCGGAGGCUGCUGCUGCCGCUUCAAUCUCUGCAACCGUUGCUGCUGGUGCUGGUGCUCGUGCUGGUGUUACUGCUGCUGUUGCUGCUGCUGCUACUGCCGCUGCCGUUGUCAUUGAUGUUACCAAUGUAAAAGUUGCUACUGGUGGUGCUGCUGUCACUGCUGCUGAUUCUCUCCUCAUGGAAGCUCCUAGACCGACCCUUGCAACAGUUUAACCUUCCGUUCGACGCUUGGUAGUGCCGAGUGGCACAGAGUAAGGAAAAACCGUCAAAACGUAGAGACGCAUCCUAGUAAGAACACGUUAAAGACGAGCAGUCUCCAUACAGAAGAAGAAAUCAAAAAUCGUACCAGCGGAGGAUCCCUGGUUUCCCUAUAUGCGUUACGUAGAGGAAAGCAAGGACCUCUUGAACAAUCGAUAUUCACAUCUUCGAGGAGUGAGGAACGUCGUGAGGUUCUAGAGGUUGUCGCCGGGCACGAUGGCUUGCAAACUAUUCAAGAUACAAUAGAGAAUACGUGAUGGGACGUUCCCGUGUUCUGGCGCAGCAGAAACUAUGGCCGAUUCACGCGGCUUCAAACCAAUAAGCCAGUUGUGGAGCGCGGCCGUCUCACCGGAACCGGACUCGGAGUGUCUCUACGAGGAAAUCGCGGGCCUCUCUGGGGCACAGGAAGCGGACAGUAGAGAGGAGGUCGUCGAGGAAGAGAGGGAGAGGGCGAGGUCGAGGUCAAGAGAGAGACAGGACUCAGUGCGGAGGUUAACGGAAGUUGGCGCAAGAGGACGAGCAGGAGAGGUCGCUGAGUACGAAUCCAGGGUGGAGGAGCAAUAUGUGGUACGAGGAAGCUACGGGGAGUCCGGAUCAGGAGCCGCACUCGACGCGGCUGCCACCUUCAAGCUGACGAGAGGGCGAACUUCUCGCUACCUGCCAACAACCCAUUAUCACCACGGUGGCCACGCUCAACAUAUCAGUGGCAGGCUAUCGCGCCACCGUCUCACCCGGGCCUCCUUCAGUAAUGAGACGCAGGAAGAAAUACAAGAGGACGACGAAGCCACUCUCAGGGAGUUGCUUAUAAGUCUGCAGAAGCAGGUCAGCGUGAUGAGUAUGAACUUGAGCGCCAAGCUGGACGAGCUGCAGCGGGGUGACCGCCAGCUGGAAACGACCGUUGCAUUAUGUGAGAUACGCACUCAACUGCAGGAACUCACCAAGAGUGUAGAGUCUUGCCAGAGCGAGGUCAGCGAGGUCAAGAGAGACAUGGUGGCGAUCAAGCACGAACUAGAUACGGUACAGCAAGUGAAAGAGGAGAUAGAGGAGUUACGGGAAUAUGUGGAUCGUCUGGAGGAGCACUCUCAUCGACGGAAACUUAGACUCCUCGAGCAGGGUUUGACGUUCUUCCUGUCGUAUGCAAUACUGGCAGCAGUGCUUGGCAUGCUGCAGUUUGGAUACAAUACGGGAGUCAUCAAUGCGCCUGAAGUGAAUAUUGAAAACUUCAUGAAGGAUGUAUACAAGGACAGAUACGGUGAGGACAUCUCGGAUGAUUCUGUGAAGAAACUGUACUCUGUGGCAGUCAGCAUAUUUGCUAUUGGUGGUAUGCUUGGUGGUUUUAGCGGAGGAAUAAUUGCUAACAGAUUUGGCAGAAAGGGGGGCUUACUGCUGAACAACGUGCUGGGCAUCGUGGGGGCAUGCCUGAUGGGCUGUACCAAGAUAGCCCACGCUUAUGAAAUGCUCUUCUUCGGGCGGUUCGUCAUCGGUGUCAAUUGUGGCUUAAACACCUCCUUGGUUCCCAUGUACAUAUCGGAGAUAGCGCCAUUGAACCUGAGAGGCGGCCUGGGCACGGUGAACCAGCUCGCUGUUACGGUGGGCCUCCUGGUCUCCCAGGUGCUGGGCAUCGAGCAAAUACUUGGCACGAAUGAUGGCUGGCCCGUACUCCUGGGACUGGCGAUCUGUCCUGCCAUAUUGCAGUUGCUCUUGCUUCCAGUAUGUCCGGAAUCACCGAGAUAUUUGCUCAUUACUAAGCAGUGGGAAGAGGAGGCCCGCAAGGCUUUAAGGAGAUUAAGGGCUAGUAAUCAGGUAGAGGAAGACAUCGAAGAGAUGAGGGCUGAGGAAAGGGCUCAGCAGUCCGAAUCCACCAUUUCGAUGACAGAGCUUAUAUGUAGUCCAACUUUAAGAGCACCUCUUAUCAUCGGUGUGGUUAUGCAAUUAUCCCAGCAAUUGUCGGGUAUCAAUGCUGUGUUCUACUAUUCCACGAGUCUGUUCAUAAGUUCCGGACUCACGGAUGAGAGUGCCAAGUUUGCAAGUAUUGGUAUAGGCGCCAUUAUGGUUGGUAUGACACUAAUAUCCAUCCCACUGAUGGACAGAACAGGAAGGCGAACGCUGCAUCUAUACGGCCUUGGCGGCAUGUUCAUCUUUUCCAUAUUCAUCACAAUUUCGUUGCUCAUAAAGGCGUUUUUUGGUUACGUACAGGAAAUGAUAGACUGGAUGUCAUACCUGUCGGUGGUCUCGACACUCGGCUUCGUGGUGUUCUUUGCUGUUGGUCCAGGAUCCAUACCGUGGAUGAUAACAGCCGAACUCUUCUCCCAAGGACCUAGGCCUGCUGCCAUGUCCAUUGCGGUUCUUGUUAAUUGGAUGGCUAAUUUCACGGUUGGCAUCGGUUUUCCAAGUAUGGAUAGCCUUGAAAACUACAAGUUCCUACCAUUCAGUGCAUUCCUCGCCAUCUUUUGGAUCUUCACGUACAAGAGGGUUCCUGAGACCAAGAAUAAGACCUUCGAAGAGAUCCUAUCCAUAUUCAGGCAUGGUAAUGACAGCAGAAGCAGCUUGAGGGACAGCAGACUAUACGGGAGCGUGCUAAACUGUGUGAAUGCGUUAGAGGGACACAUACCGCCAGCUGAGAGCGCAGCCCUGAUGGUGGCCGAGGAGAAGCCACAUCCUGAUUCAUUUGUGUUUGCAGCUGGUUCCGAGCGGUCUUCCAUCGCUCCCGCUCAACCGGAGAGGCCACCGCCCCCGCUUCCCCCGCCACGCUUUCCGAACAGUGGUGUCUGACAAUGGGAAACUCCUCUUAAUAUCGGGAACUUUAUGAUGAUGAACGCACCGAUGCCCAUUCCUUUGCCGUUGCUACUCAGCACGAACAGCCUCACCCUGGAGAAUCAUCUCUACGAGAUAAUCACCGAGCGCAGCAAAGCCUGUGCGACCUUCUUGCGGAACAGUCUGCGCCGUGCGGCAAAUGCGAGCACCAAUAUUGGAUGGAGCUUGACACCAAGGCCGGAAGAUGAGCCACACGACAGCGAUCGUACCUAAAAGGAAUAUCGCUAGUGUGCGCUUAAGUUUCAUAGGUUAGAAUUAGCUGAGAGUUACUAAAGACCAUUUAAAUGGUGGUUUACAAACGGUCGAAAAUCGUUCGUACCAACUUAACGCUGAUCGAUCAAUGGACUCGUAACCCUAAACACUUCUACCUUCUAUUAGCGCGUAGUGAAUCUGGUUACGUACCGAGUUAAUUAAUUAGUGGGCACUAUAGAGGACUGUACAUUCACUGGGUUGAUCGGUUUAUGGAUAUUCUCAUUUAUUAAUGGGAUCUCAAUGGUGCCGUAUCCGCCUAGGAUAUAAAUUUCGCGUAAUCUCGGAAUCUGUGCGAGAAAGACUUGUGGGUGUAAUGGAAGGUUUCCACUGAUAAUUUACUUUAAAUUGAAUACAUUUAUUUUUAGGUUAUAUCUACGCGUGUGUGUGUGCAUGCGUGUGUGUACAGUAUGCAUCCAUUAAUUGUAAUAAUUAAAUCUCUGUGUACUUACGGGUCUCGGCGUUCCAGUUUAUCCUUCGCGUUCGAACGGAUCUCCCGUCGUAAGUCAAAGAGGCGAAGAAGAAACUGAGAGGGAAUAUAUUCUUUUGUGCCUAAACUUGAUUUUGAUGAAUGGAGCUCGAAUUUACGGAAUAUGAAUAUUAGUAAUUAAUCUUCCGUUCGAACGUGGAUCUAAUACGAUUGGAAGCAACUGGAACUCGAUUUAAAAAUUUUUACGAGACGUUUACUUGACUAUGGCGGUUAUAGUUCAGUCUAUUAAAAAUGGCGACAACGCAUUCUAUGCUAUUGCCGCUAUUGCUCGUAAUGUUCGGUAUUCUAUAAGUGCAUUAUUAAGGUAAACUUUAUUUUCUACGAUAUCAUCCUUUUUUAAUGACCAGAGAACGAAGAUCCAUGGGAUCGAUUAAACUGACGGCUCUCAGGAUGCGUAAGUACUUGUUAUUAGUCGUGCGUGAGAUAUGACAUUCCUUUAUGUACGAAUAAUAAAUCGAACCUAGUGUAGGGCUGCAUUAUCUUUGAUGCUAGUCAUUAUUAUAAUUACAUAAUGCACAAGGAUAAAUUAUAAUUGAACGCAAAGUAUAGUGAGAAAAUUACUUUUGUCUUUCUGUAUAACGACCAAUCAUAUGAGUUAUCGACUAUCUACUAUCAACAAUCGUACUGCUGCCAUUAUCGUUUAUUGAUGCCCUCAUUGACUGCUUUCUUUUUUUUUUUAUCAUUUAAUCUUUUAUCAGCACACUCGUAUCAGGUUGGGAAUGAUCCGGGAAACCUUCCCUUAUAUGUACAUACUUGUAUAUACGUGUAUACUUCUACCAUAUUAACAUACCACGUCAUUACUCAGCAAAUGUAUAAUAAUCCUUCAUUACUCGGUAGUGCGGCCAAUUUCAUGGCGAAGUAACCCUAAAGAAAAUUUAUUCGAGAGAUAAAGAAAGAAAGAAAAGAGACGUUACCUUGGAUGUCGUGACUUUCAAGGCCUCGAGUUUCAUUAGACAAAUGAAAGAGUAAAAAAAAUGAGGAAACUCAGGAAAGAAAAGGAAAAAAAAGUCAAUUCGAUGAUGUUUUUCAUCUUUACUUCAAGUUCUAAGACCAAUUAUACGUUUAGCUACGUUUACGUACGUGGGAGGCAAAGAUCAGGAUUCUCUAGUCUUAUUGAACUCGUGAUCGAUCCACGUGUCGUAUUGAUUUUUAUUUACUUAUUCUUUCUCUCUUAUGCCUUUCCUUUAACGUUAAACAUACAAGAGUAAGCAUACUAUGUAUUCGAUACCGCCUAUUGACAAGCGAUUUUCGCCUCCACUAAUCAAGCUAACGAUGAUUUACAAAUCAUUGCUAAUCUUUCUCUCGACGUUCGUAUAUCUUAUUGCUCUUGUUUUGCUGCAGUACAAAACGCUACAAAAUAAAGGGAAAAAUUUUUAGAGUCCAUCAUUAUAACGAUGGCACGCACAGUGUUCUCGCUUGAAUGGAGUAUGCUAAUGAUCAAGGACAGAAAGAGAGAGAAGUGGAAAAAUGAAGUAAAACACGCGAAUCGACGUGAGUAAUAAAUAAUUACACGUGAUCAAAUUAAAACGUGUUUUUCUCAUUUAUUAGAAUAGACUUUCGUCUAUUUCGAUGCUCCAUUACGACACGAGUGAGACGCAUGCGCUAAUCACGGAUAAAUAAAAGACGCAUUAAUUCUUCAGCAGCCUCCCGUCAUCUGCUUAUACGAAUCCUCGAAACGACCUAUUAACAGUGUGGAUUAUUUAUACCAAAUAUAAUGAAUGGGAAAGAUUCUCUGCGACGUAAGCGUAAAUAGGAUACCUUAGACUAGAGAGGAUAAACGAGUAAAUAAAUAACAUAAUGGAUGAUGAAAAUGUGGAAAAGAAAGGAAAAAGGAGAAUUCAAGCGCAGCGCACCGUAUAAUGGUUAUUAAUGAGAAACUUUUAAUUAUAAGCUGUCCAAAACAUACAGAAUCAGUGAGAAAGGCAAUAAAGCUAUUGAACUGAAGAUAUGCUAAUGUAGGUUUCCUCGCAUUGUGGUAUUAUCAGACUUUAACGAUACUACUAAUAACGAUUUAGGCUAGGUAUAGCUACUAGGGGAUAGUAGCGUUUAAUGAAACAAAAAAAAUUUAAUAAUAAUUAAUGAAAUGAAAAAGAAUGGAAGGAACACAAGAUGCUAACGUCUGAUGUGAACUGUAAUAACGGGGCUACCCCAUGUUAUAAGCGAAUGUCAAAAGACGCGCGGGUCUCAUUUAUAUAAUGGCUGUACAAUAAUUGCGGACCGAGUAACGCUAGCAUAUCCAUUUUUAAAUUAUUAUAAGCUUAUUAACUCAAAAUAUACUGGAACAUAGUUGCAAUUACAUUGACUCGAAAUUAAAUAUGUGGGUAUUGGCAGACGUUCUUAUUAUACCACUCUUGUCUUACCGGAAAAGCUCAUUAUAUAACUGUACUUUUUUUUGUAUCCCUUAACCGGCGAGGUGGGUCUGUGAAAUGCAUACCGGAUUAUAUGGCGACCUUUAUACCGGCUGUAAAAGAUGGGGUAAUCACUUGGGUUUUUUUUCUAUCUACGUGAAUACUAUGCGUCAAAAUGUGUAAAACAUUUUAAUUGAUUUGGACUACCAAAAGCGUUCGUAUCGAAUUUUUUAGUGAAAAACCAACAUACCCCACCUCAUUGACAACGUAAGUCUUUUGACCUCUGGUUAAGGGUUAAAUUGUAGGUUAAAAAUUGUUCUUGUCGGAAAUUAAGAAAUUUUUGUUAUUUACAGUAAAAGGAUGGUAAUGUCAUAUAUAUUCGUUUGGUUAAUAAAAGUAUUAUCCCCCGUUUAAGUAUAAUUGAUAAUUAUUAACGAAAAUUAGAGGCGUCAUUUAUUUCGCCAAUUAUUAAUAUUGAUACUCUCAUAAAUCAUUUUGAGUCGUUGAUACGAUAUUAAGCUCAUUGACGCAAUAUAGAUAGUCUUACAAAAAGAAAAAGAGAAAAGUUUGGAUCAGUCCAUCAAGCAAGUGAUCACAAUAACAAUUUGUAAAAUAAGUUCACUGCCAUGCAAAUGACUUGCGCUCCCACGAAAGCGCCAAUAUUCCAAAUGUGGAUGUGUACAGUUAUGUGAAAAAAAUACUUAUUAUAACGUAAUUAUAUCUACACGAUGAUACUAAUUAGUUAUUAUAUGAAACUAAUUAACAUAUGACGAUAUUAAGAACGGUAUACAUACAUAGGGUAAACGAAGAAAAAAAAGCGUGAAAAAAAAAGAAACCAAUGAUUAACACGAGAAAUCGAUUGCAGAGCUAUUAUAUAACGAAUGAAAAUGUUUAUACUCGCUUGUUUCGAUGAUGUACCGCAAUCGUCAUUGCGAGGAACGAGAGCUUCUUUUUUUUCGAAUUUUAAACGACAUUGAUCUGCAAUCAUUCUCAGGGGGACCGAUUUCCGUAAAUUCAAUUCUUUCAUUCAAUCGUAUAUGUAUAAUAACGUUAUACCUUCGAAUGAAAUUCACACUAGGAAUUUGCAGAACAAAUUUUGUCUGGAAUUUACUUGCGUUUUGAGACAAAAUGAAGCCAAUCGGUUAAAUUUUUAAUGGGCUACCGCCAUUUUAUUACGCUACGAACUUACUGCAAGGAGACAUGUCCUUUUUGUCGUCUUUUAAAUAUCUGUUAAUUGUUAUACCACUUAUUUUCUCUUUUCGUCGUGUACUUACGUCUCGUUUGCUAGGAUUACUUUAACUCAAGUUCAAUUAUGCGAGACGCAAAUCGGCUGGUAAAUUUCGCAAUGCAGAUUUAUUUCCAAUGCUGCGUCGUUCCUCUUUGAUGAGUUUAGAUGAACAAAAUGUCUACCGAGUUUUUGCGAAUGCAUUUUCAGUCCAUAUAAGGCUCUGUGAUUUACUUACAUGCUAGUAGAGAUUAAUCACAAUAAUAUACAAUAAUGUAUUGCAGAUUACCUACUUAACUAACUUGUAGAAUCAAUUAUGUACAGUGCAUAAAUUAUCUUACCCUAAUGGAAAACCCAUUCAGCUCAUCAGUUUGUAGGUAUGAGAUUCUCUCAGUAAUAUCAAAAUUAAUUUGCUCAUUGUUGUUUCUUGGUAAUCUCAUUUUAAUAUAUAUAUUUACAAUAUUCUCCAAAUAAAUGUAUACACAUAUGUAUAGAUUAAUAUCGGAAUUAAUAUUCUCAUUAAAAAAGUCGACAGACACGACAUGGAAUACGAGAAUAUUUGAUUUUAUUCAUAGGAUAAUUUUAUUAGGGGCUCAACAUGAUGGCACAGUUUAGGUGUACGCUAAUUGCCUGAAAGAAAAUAACGGAAUAUGCCUUGACAGUCUUUAUUUUAUUGUCGAUAACAAUGACGUGGUUCAGUCUUGUAUUGUUGGAUGGUUGUAUUAUGAAUUAAUUAUUAAGAUACUUGAUUAAUUGUUAUUUCCGUAUUGAUCUAUACUUCUGUGCCAUUCAAGAGCGAAAGCAAAUAAUCGGUAGAACGUUUUGUUACUGCAUAUAGAAAAAAAGGAUACAAUGCGAAGGGUUGCCUCGAAAACUUUCUAGUCCCUUAACUUUAUACUAUUAUCAGUUUUGUUAUUCAUUGAAUAAAGAUACAGAGAAAAUUGAUGAAAA